Theileria parva strain Muguga is the source of this 3199-nucleotide messenger RNA. RefSeq lists its product as uncharacterized. Gene Ontology annotation, molecular function: protein binding. Bases 93 to 3179 code for a protein of 1028 amino acids. The transcript is spliced from 2 exons. The record is from RefSeq and is a predicted model, not a curated record. Lineage: Eukaryota; Apicomplexa; Aconoidasida; Piroplasmida; Theileriidae.
AAUAUUUAAAUUUUUUUACAUCUAUUGGGUUACAUUUUAUCACUUGCAUUCUACUCGUAUAUGUAAUGUGUGUUCAUAAAUAAGCUUUUCUAAUGGAUUCCGACCUGAUCUCGAGUCCUGACCUCGAUCGGCUCGAAAGUAUAAAGUGGGAAGGGAAUAAGCUAUUCUCGGAAUCUGACUAUAAAAAGGCCUCAGAAGUGUACUAUAAAAUAUUAAUUGACUGUUUUUCGUUGAAAACAAACGAAAUCAAUGUAGAAGAACUAGAGAAUGCAGUUGAAAAGCAAAAAAAUAAAAUCCAGGGUCCUGACAUCAGAAAAUUCCUCUCAAAAAUCUUAUGUAACUUGGGAAUAUGUCAUAACUACAUGGAGAAAAAACAGGAUUCUGUAAGAUUUUUCAAAAUUUCCCUGAUCUUUGAUGAUCAAAACUAUAAAUCUAACUAUCAUGUGGCUAACUAUCACAUUACACACAAUGACUAUAACACUGCCUUGGUAUACAUUCAAAAUUGCCAAAAAAUAGUUAACAGUAACUCAAAACAUUACAAGAACACACGUCAGCCGCAUUUGGAUCUUCUAGAUCAAAUCAAGCAAUCGUUGAUAAAAACUGAUCUCUCCCGCAAUAACGUAAAUGACCCGAUUCACCUAGUUGAUGACAUCUGCUCAGGUAAUAACAUUAACUUGAACAUUCAAAGACUUCAACUAGUACCCUGUAGGAGGUUGUUUUUGUCAGAAUCAGUGAAAUCUCUAGUUAAUUUUUGUAAAAAUAGACUUAGCUGUGACAAUGUUGACGAACACCUUUGUUCAGUCUGGUCCUGCCUGUACCAUAUUUUGUAUAAAUGUGAUGAGGAAAAGGUUUUUGAGCUUAGAGAACAGUUUUUAUAUCAAUUUGACACUGAUGAAGAUUCUUUGACUUCAUAUGUAGUGAAACUCAUGAAGCUUAACUCUCAAAACCCUCAUAAUAACUCUCUAUAUGCCUCAGUUCUCUCAAAUGUUGUUAAGUGUUGUCCACUUGUUAAGGGAGUAGAUUCACUUGGAGUGUUUGUAAUCCUUCUGGAGAAGGAGUUUGUUGAUUUAGAGCUUCUAAUAAGUUCAGUUCUGUUAUAUUUUUCAAAGCAAUCUAAAUUAAAGAGUGAAGUUAAACACCGGAGUUCUAAGUUUAAUUCACUGUUGCUAAAGUUACUUGAAAACCUCUACUCCUUGUGUGAUGAUGAAUCAUUUGAUGAUCAACACCACAUUAAGUCUUGUUUGAUGGCAGUUUUCACAAUGAAGUUUGAACCAUACGAAGUAUCAAUGGACACUUUUUCUAAUAUGAUUUCUAUGGCACUUGAACCUUACAUACAUAAUAAAUUUUCAGAUAAUGGUAAACAAUCUGUAACUUUUAGCGUAAACUGGUAUAUAGUCUUGAGCUGUCUUUUUCUGUCAAAUAAGACCCUGUUCAAAAGUUAUCUCGUUUCAACUAGGCUCCUUGAGCAUGUUGUUACCUUAUAUUUUAAUGAGAGCUGUCAGAAAAUUAGGAAAUUGUCGUUUGAGCUUUUAAUAAACUGCUGUGACACGGUGGAAUUCAGACAAGAAAUUCUAGACCAUGUGGAGGAUUGCCAGACAUUUAUUGAACUUUUAAACUCUCCAGAAUUUGUAAAUUACACAAAUAAUGUAAAUAGUGAAACUAAUUCGGAUUUAAAUAGUGAUAAAAAAUUGGAAGCAGUGUUAGAUAAAAGGAAACUCGAAGGUUUGGAUUGGUUUAUGCAAACAAGAGUUUUGAUGUUUUGUAAACUUAGUUUACACUCGUAUCAAGUUAAAGAUGAAGUUUUAAGUUCGUUUAACAUUUUUAGGCUCUUGUCAAAAUUCGUAUUAUACAACAUUAAACAUAACCUUGAUCUUGAGAUAUUAUUACACAGUACCUCAUUUGCAAGCUUACACGAGGAGUUUAAGAAAACAGACCUGUCAUUUCUGCCAAUGGUUUUUGAACAUUUAAAGAACUCAGAGCACCUGUUACACUAUUUUCUACAAACAGUAUGUAAUUUGUUAAGAGGAAAUAAGGAUAGAACUUGUUUUACAGAGGAUCUUGAGUUAUUAAAAUAUGACAAGGAACAGCUAAACCAGCUUAAAACACUACAAGAAAAACUGCCAGAAGAAGCAAAGGUCACAGUGAACGGUAAUUAUUUUGAAGGCAAUGACGAGUCAGCGAAUAUGGCAAGAAGUGUUGUAUUCACUAUUUCAAAUUCACUAAUUCCUAAAUAUCUUUGUACGAUGUUCAAUAAAAUAACUUCUGAAGCAUCAAAAGCUCUAAUUGUAGAAUCACUACAUUAUUUAGCCUUAAAUGUGAAUCAUAGAAGGCAUUUGCAGAGUUUAGGAGCUAUGAGGAUUUUAAUAAACGUGGCAAACUCCACUAAAUAUCAACAGAACCAGGGAAGUCAGGCUGCAAACUUCAGAAGUAUGAACCGUUACAAGCUCAUCGUCCAGUCUAUUGCUCAUUUAGUAAUUGCAACGGAUCCUGCGAAUCUCAGCUUUAAUGACGCACAUGACUCAAUUCAGCCACUAAUGAAUCUUCUAGAUGAUGAAAAUGAACUAUUCCAGUUCGAGUCAUGUCUAGCCCUGACGAACCUGCUUUCAAUAAAUGAUGAUAUUAGGAAAAGAGUCUUCGCUUUGAAUGGAUGGGACAAGUUCACAAACCUGCUGUUUUCAGAGAACGAAAUGUUGAAAACUGCAGGUCUUGAGGGCUGGUGUAAUCUUUGUGCAGGAGACGAUGUCGUCCAUGGGCAUUUUUACAUGAAAAUCAAGACUCAAAUAGAAAACACGCCAGCUGACAAGGUUUAUGACGUUAAUGUCCAUGAUAUUAACAUUAUGCUUCUUUUUAUUUCACCUGGUAUUUCAUUAAAAGCACUUUCAGCGGCCUCAGGGGCGCUUGCACUACUUGUCAGAGAUGGUAGGAUUGCACAGUAUAUGCCCUUUGUUUCAAGGUUUGAAAACGUUUUAAAGACGCUUGAUUCAACUGAGGACCCUUCAAUAAUUCAUAGGAUUUUGACUGUCCUUUCCUGUGUCGUUCAAUCCAGGCCCAAGAAUCUGAGUGACCAUAACGAGAAGCAUUUGAAUGCAUUCAUUGAUAAAAUCGUUAGUUCUGUAAAGCGUAAUUCACACAAAUAUAAUAAUAAAACGCUUCUUGACCUGUUUCAUGAAAUUUGUUAGUAAUCUAUCAUACUGAUUUA